CCCGCCCGCUCACUCACGCCGACAACCCCCCCCACCCCCAAACCACCAUCAACCCUCAAUCACAAUGUCAAUCCAAUCCCUCCUAACAAAACUCACAUCCUCCUUUCCCCCACUCUCCUACCUAACAACCUCCUCCCGCUUCCCCACAACACCCCUCACCACCUCCUCUGGCCCCCACGUCGCCCGUAUCGCACUGAGAAUUGAUAGUGAGGUGGGGAUGGAUGUGUUAACGUAUGCGGUGGAUAUGGGAAUGACGUUUUGGGAGGUUGGAGAGGGAGGGUUAGGGAGUGUUGGUGCGUGGUUGGGGGAGGAGGGGGAGGGGAGGGAGAGGAGGGGGGAGCUGUUUUUGGCGGCCAACAUCCCGAACGGCACAGAGGCGGCUGUGGUGGGAGCGUUAUUCGAUACCCUCAACACAUCCUGGCUGGACCUGCUUUACGUUCCCUGUAACGCCGAGCACGUCACCCUACCCACCGAUGCGGAUGGAUUGACGAAUGAAGCCUUCACGGGGCGGGUCCGGUAUAUCGCACUCGAGGCACCCACCGCGGAGGAGUUGCGGUAUUUCUCUCCACUCCUCCGAUCGCCGCCUGCGGUCCGGAUCCGUUCUCGAUCGGGUAUGGAAAAAGUAGGAGAUGAGCAGGCGAAGGACCUGGUUGAGGUAGCCAGGGAGUUGGGUGUGGGGUUAAUCGUCGAUGAUGAUGUUGAGGUCGAGACGGGUGGGAGUGAGAUGGUUGUGUGGGUUAGGGUGUGUGGGGGGAUGAGAGAUUUGGAGGAGGUGGUGAGGAGGGUUGAGGAGGAAUGAGCAAUCCGGUAUAGUUUUAGGUUUGGAGGUGAAUAUCGUGAACCUGAGGGCCGUGCGCGAGCCGGU
This is a messenger RNA of Saitoella complicata NRRL Y-17804, 865 nucleotides long. RefSeq lists its product as uncharacterized. The coding region runs from base 65 to 799 and encodes 244 amino acids. NCBI's taxonomy places the organism in Eukaryota, Fungi, Ascomycota, Saitoellomycetes, Saitoellales, Saitoellaceae. The record is from RefSeq and is a predicted model, not a curated record. The transcript is spliced from 2 exons.